Messenger RNA from Ectocarpus siliculosus, 3392 nucleotides. The record is from the annotation of a GenBank genome assembly. Lineage: Eukaryota; Phaeophyceae; Ectocarpales; Ectocarpaceae.
AUGAAAAUCAUUCGCCGUCUUCAGAAUGGGUGCAAGGCAGAGUUUUCGAUCGGAGACAAGCAAACCGUGACGGCGUUGGUGAGACUAGGUCUCCUGACAGCGAACCUCGACUCCCCUUUGCACAGCUUGUGGACGAACCAGAAGCACCACAACGCCAAAACGGAAAGAGCGUGCCAGGCAUGCGUAGUUCCUAGGAGGGACCUCGGUAACCCGAAGUACGACAUUGUCAAGAACGCCCGGACAGCGGAUGGACUCAGGGAGGACCUCAGCCGCGUUGCCGCCACGGAAAAGAAGCAGGACCGGGAUAAGCUGUCACGAGCUCUGGGCGUGGUCGUGCCCCGGUAUCCCAACCCCCAGGACGAGGUCGCUUUCGACCGGGUUGAGGGAUGCGGCAUGGACAUUUUGCACCAGUCUGCGCUUAACUCGGGCAAGAAGAUCAUGGGCUUUGUGAUGGAUGCUCUUGAUCCCGCUGGUUCCGAGAUUGUGCGUGCUCGGUUUGCAUGGUGCCGGAUGCUGCCCCCGAACGUUUCGCCGAUGGCCGACAUCACCAGUGCUGGAGGGUGGUCGGCGUUGACUGGUCAACAGUUGUGGCUCGUUUCCAGUAGCUUCCCCUUCCUCCUCGCGCCAAUCUUCUCCAGUCCGGACAAUCUGGGCCGCUAUGUUCGGACCAUGGUCGUUACAGAGGUGGCAGAUCGCAUCAGUGUGGACCCCGGCACCCCCGCUGGCAAGGCGGCUGUGUGCAAUGCAUUCCAAGACCUCGUCAAGGCUUGCAGCUGGAGCUGUUUCGUGGUACGCUCACCUUCAUUUACUGCGGAAGGCUUGCGUGCUUUGCAAAAGUCUCAGCUAGAGCAGGUCAAGCAGGCCACUCGAGUGAUGGGGGUUGCUCUCGGCACCAUCCACAAAGGGCUUCACAUCGCUCGCAAUGUGGUCGUUAACGGCGUUGUGACGAAUUGCAAUGUCGGAGAGGCCAAGAACAAGGAACUGAAAGCAUCGGCUCCUUCGGCGAGUGGACGAGACAACGCCCGGCAUAUUUGGCGUGCUACGAACGACAGCUUAGCUAUCAAAGCGCUGGCGGACGCAAUCGAGUGGACAGCCUCGGGUUGGACCGGAAGCAAGUGGGAGAGGCGAACGGUCACGGCAGGCGACCUCUGCCGUCAGACCCUCCAGGACUUAUUCUCCGUCCUGUUGCUCGCGCCCGCCUUGUCGGACACGCUGUCGGCGGGGCGACCAUGGGGUUAUGUGGAGUGGGAUGAAGACCUUGUCGGGACGGAGGCACCACUCACGGGAGUAGACGGAGCUGACUGGCAAUCUGUUGUCCGAGAAACGCUUCCGACCGCAGUACAACAUGAGGCGCAGUACAAAGACAAGCUCGGCUGCGGCCGGGAAGAGUCCGGACCGCUCUGCAACGACGACGUGUGUGCGUUCUGCUGCCGAGAUGUGGUGGGCUCGCCUCGCGUUCGGUGCCUGUUCGAGCCGAGCAUGGACGCAGAGGGGUUAAGCGACAGGGGGUGCGUGGGCGGUUCCAUUGUUGACGGCAGAUGGAGAGGCGGGCGAAAAGAUCAUCGCGGAGACGGGGGAUUUGGGUGGGAGGUGGUAAAGGGAGAACACUUACGGAUCGUAGGCCAUAGGUACCUUGCGACGGAGCCGGGGACAGGGUAGGUGGGAGAGAGAGCUUGCGCCCGAGGUUUGCGUUUCGCGCCGUUGCAGCCGUGUGUCCCUGCGUUGGUUUGUUUGCCAGACGUUGCGGCGGGGAUACGAUACGAGAUGGCAUGCCCACACAUACCGGCGGACCCUUGUCUCAGCAGGAUAUAAAUUCGUACCGGUGGCAAUGUGAAUCUACCUCAAUUGUUUUCCCUGCUUUUGGUGCUCGUAGGAGCUCGUUCAAACUUCGUGGGCGACAACCCCGUUGUUCCUUGUCACAAACGCUAUUUGUUGCGUUCUUUUGUCGACGGCUUCAAUAGACUCCACUCUCACCUGGCGGUUUCUCUUUCUGAUUUUGGUUUUGUCUAUUUCAGCGUCUCACGAAAGAGAGGCGGUUGCUACUCCUCAAUACCGUGGAUUGUUCAUCUGUGGAUUGUAAUGUUGCACUUACAUAUUUUUGGUGUGUGUGACUCCCCUUGCUUUGCAAGGCUAACACGGGUUCAGCCACUGCUGCUCCGUGACGCACGUGUGUUGGGAUUUUUGUUUGUUUGCCGUUAAGGGAAAAUUUAACCUCGUCGACUGGAUGCGGUGCCUUCUUCAUUUGAUCCAUCGCGCUCAAAGCAGACAAUGUUAUUGUUGCUGGUAGUAACGACCUUAUUUAUCGCUUUUCUUUAUUUAUAGGAACUAGAUACCGGCGGCCCUCCUUGAUAUGUAGAAAAAAAUACCUCUACGUGUGGAACAAUUCCUUUUUAUUUGCCCCUCGAUCGCUGGGUAUUUCAGCCUGUAUGUAGAAAGCCCAGCCGGAGGAAAGAACAACAACGAACGGUCGCCGAUGAACGGCUAGACAUUUUCUCAAUAAAUGGUAAUAAAAUGAAAGAUCAGUUUACACGCGAUCUGCCGGGUUUCGGACCUGCGUCUGAAGACUUGAAGGUCAAGCAUGGUGGGCAGCCGCAAAAAUAUCUAACCUUUUCAUUCUUUCAAGGGAAAGCCAUACAUGUAAGGUAUGGAAGAACGCCGCCACGUCUGUGUCCAAAAAAUUGCGAGGGUCGUGAGACCGGCGACGGAAAAAAGAAAAAAACGAUAGCAUGCGAGGUGUUUGUGGGUUUGAACCCCGUCCUCAACGAAACUAACGUUCACGCUGUGACUGCUGGGCUAGUGCACGGAACUGGUAGUAAUUUUUUCAAUUGAAAGGCAUAUGCAUAUAUUAGGUAAAUAUCUGUUGGAAGUCUUCACAGCGAGCGGUCGCGACAGACUUUACUAUUGCUGCAUGUACUUGACGGUUUACUUUAUUUCGUAUGUGCGUAUUAUCUUGGUAAUGCAAUCGUCAAGCCAUACACCCGAGUGCCACAUUGUUUCUAGCUGUCGUUCUUUUGUUUCUAGUUCCACACCCACCACGUGAUACAUUCUAUCGCAUCCACCCGCGUGCCUUCACGGCCAGCCUGAGAUUGUGGAUGUUUCCCACCCUGCACCAUCGGUGCUUUCACAACCAGGAGGUCUGUGGCCUAAGGUUGUGGCUACCCCCCAACCAUUAUGAUCGGGGAAAGUACAACAACAUCGGUCUGGCCUAAAGUUGCUUCCGCUCCUGGCCAAGUGGAUAGCGCUAGUUCGUGUGUACACAGAGGGAAGAGAGUGCUGAACUCUUCUCGCAUUAAAAAUUGAAGGCGAAGUACCGCAGGAGGGGAGGGUGGAGAGAGGCUCUUCUGUGUGACCACGGGUUGGAAUAAACGGCACUAGUGCUGUGAGCGCUGAUU